GAGUUCAGAGAGGAGAAGAAUUCAUCUACCUAGCUGCACUCUUUGGUGGCGGCACCAAGCAACGCAAGACGUCGUACAACCAGUCGUCUGGAAUAAACUUCAGCUUUUUAUUUCUGUAUCACUCGAAACAUAUUCGUCCUCAGUGAAGCAUACGCCGAGAGGACACAAACACAUUCUCCAAAUAAACUUUACUCUUAAGCUACAAUUAUGGCGGAAGCAGACGUGAACCCGAAGGCAUAUCCUCUGGCCGAUGCUACUUUGACUAAAACCAUUCUGGACUUGGUGCAACAAGCGACCAACUAUAAACAACUGAGAAAGGGAGCCAAUGAAGCCACCAAAACGCUGAAUCGCGGCAUCUCCGAGUUCAUCGUUCUGGCUGCGGACGCGGAGCCUCUGGAGAUCCUUCUCCAUCUGCCGCUGCUGUGCGAGGACAAAAACGUCCCAUAUGUGUUCGUGCGCUCCAAGCAGGCCCUGGGUCGGGCGUGUGGGGUGUCCCGGCCUGUGAUCGCAACCUCGGUCACCAUAAAGGAAGGCUCCCAGCUGAAGCCUCAGAUUCAGUCUGUACAGAUGGCUAUCGAGAGAUUGCUGGUCUGAUUGACGCGCUGGGAGUUCGUCGGCCUAUGUAAACUAAGGGGCAUCCAGCUGUAAUCCCAGUGGGCCAGAGUCUAGCACAUCUUGAAUUCCCUGCUUAAGUACAGUACAAAGCAGAGGUUGAAUUAAUCACUAUCCCUGGUAAUUAACUGCUGUUUGAUCAGGAAAAUCAAAAGUAUGAUGGACUCUCAGACUGAGAACAGUGAGUGUUGGGUAUCCCUGGUGUAAACUGCUAGUAUUUACAAAAUAUAGGCUAGUGAUUCAAAUUGGCCUUUUAUUAUUCAGUUUGCCAUGUCAGAAGUGGUGUUUGCCUCCCAUUCAUAUAUUUGUUAGUUGUUUUUUUUUUACUUUUAUAAAACGUGAAUACUCUGAUCAAACUUUUCAUUUUUACAAUAAAAUCAGUUACACAAGUUUUGUGUCAUCACUUUGAAGCCAGUGAACAGACAUUUCUGGGGUUUGAGGGACAACGUCCUAUAUCUGGGCAGUGCAGUUCCAAAGUUCAUAAAGCAUUUAUUUCAUAUGGAAGUUUUAAGAUUAAGAUUUUAAGAUGGAGAAAGCAUUGUGAUGGUGGAAGUGUCUGACAUCUUUACAAUUUAGAAGUAUCAAGCACAUUUAUAAAUUACAAAUACAUUUUAAUAGCACUUAGAACAAUCCACAUAUCAUUGACAAAUUUUGAAGACAAGACCUUUCUAAAUGUUAAGGCCACAAUUUUUUUUUUUUUUUGUACUACUAAUAUUAACCUUGAAACCUAAUAUAAGCUUGAUUUAUCUAAUUUGGAGUCCUACUUAUCAGAUUGGAGACUUAAUUCAAGAAGUGCUAUUUUGUAGUGGUUUUUACACAGCUAAUCUACCUGUAUAACAAAACAUUCCUGUAUGUACACUAAGAUAAAUCGAUAGAUUCUAAUUCUGCCUUAUGCUGUAAAAUCUCAUUUUUAUCAGAGAGUGGUUACUACAUAAAGUACAAAUAACCCAUUUCCAUACAAUGUCUAACACAAAAACCUAAUAAAUACAAACAUUACCAUUCAAAACAUGGUACAAAAACACUUCACAUUUGUGACUGUUGAGGUGUGGAGCAAAACCACAUAUUUCCCAAUCACGAAAUACACGGUGUCUAGCGACAACACGUUGAACCCUGUAUAAUGUUCACAGAUUCAGGGAUGACAAACAAAACUGCAGGAUACACA
Messenger RNA from Electrophorus electricus (electric eel), 1774 nucleotides. RefSeq names its product NHP2-like protein 1. Gene Ontology annotation, biological process: ribosome biogenesis. Gene Ontology annotation, molecular function: RNA binding. Gene Ontology annotation, cellular component: ribonucleoprotein complex; nucleolus. The record is from RefSeq and is a predicted model, not a curated record. Lineage: Eukaryota; Metazoa; Chordata; Actinopteri; Gymnotiformes; Gymnotidae.